UGCAGUUAGCAUUAAACCCAUAGCGAGCGUUAGCAGUUAUGCUGCACAUGUUUCAUUGUGACGUUUGGCUAUAUCAGCAUUAAUUUUUCUUUAGAUAUCAGAUAACUUGAGACAGGAAAUACUGCUGCACGUGACCAAAGUGCACAUCCAACGUGUCGAGUUGUUCAGCAGUCUUCCAGAAGAUGUGUUGCAGAAAGUGGUCUCCAGACUCAAGUCUGAAAUCUUCUUACCUGACGAGGUCAUCGUAGAAGCUGGAAGUACCGGAAGCUGCAUGUACUUCAUUCAGUUCGGUACAGUGGCAGUUUAUACAAGAGCUGGAAGAGAAGCAUACAAAAUCAAGAGAAAAGGAGCUUAUCUACAUCGUUUACUCCGAAUGCCAAACAAAACAUUGGAGAGGCUAUUACAGAAGAAUAUGUACAAGAAGAUGAUGGGGGAUCAACAACUUCGAACAACCAAGCUCAUGAUGUUCCCAAAAUACCUUCUUCGGCAAGAAGCAUAGCUCAAAUGAUGCAGGACAGUAUCACCCAACAGCCUCCUCUUUUUUUGAUGCCUUGGGAAAGUUCAACUGCAUCCUACAAAAUAACUCUGUAACUAUUGAGGAAUUUCCAUCCAAUGAAAUCCUUAAGAUCAGUAGUCCCGCUGUAGUUGAAUUGAACGGUGGAGAUACAUAUGAAAAAACUGUUCUACAAAAUACUGACUUCACAUCAAAAUCCUCAAAUACUAUAGAGGAUGAUUUUAUGCUUUCUGAAUGUGAGAGCGACCCAUUUGCCACCAGUGAUGAUAGCAAUGACAUGGACUAUAUACCAACAUUAAGGAAAACUUAACUCACAGUAGAGAUCCAGAUGAUAUCGAAAACUCAUCAGAACAUGAUGAUAAAAAUGAGCCGAUGAAAACCAAGAAAAAUACACGGAAGAGACAGAGGAAUCCGGGUGCAUGGAGAAGAAAUGAAAUAAAGAAGCUGCGGAAUCUUGGCGAGAAGUAGAAGACUGGAGAGGAAACCUCCGUCCAAAAAGGCAACCAAAACCUCCUUGUACUAACUGCAGACAAAAGUGCAGCGAAAAGUUCACAGAAGAAGAGAGGAAACAGAUAUUUGAGAGAUAUUGGCAACUGGGGGACAUCAAUAGACAACGGGAUUUUAUUGCCCAGUAUGUAAAUAUAAUGGACAAGAAAAGAACACGGUUGAGAAAGCAGGAUGGAAACAGGAGUAACGAAGAUACCUGUACAGAAAAAACAACAG
Acanthoscelides obtectus is the source of this 1237-nucleotide messenger RNA. The record is from the annotation of a GenBank genome assembly. NCBI's taxonomy places the organism in Eukaryota, Metazoa, Arthropoda, Insecta, Coleoptera, Chrysomelidae.